CCUAGUAACAACCGGAAGCGCAACAGAAUGCUCUGAACAAAACGACUGUGACAAUUGAAUCACGCUCUUGUGUGAUAUUUUUUUCCAUUUAUAGGAAAUACUAAAUCAACAGAUGGCAGAGGGAAAACCUUUUGACAUUUGACUAUCUUAUCCACAUGCGCGCGUCAGAAACCUUUUUACUCGGGAAAAUCAACACCAAGGCGUGCCUGACGAUUAUUGUCGGAUUCUUCACCUGCUUUGCAUGAGAAACUAAUGCCCUUUCUCAUCCAGGAGGCCUAGCUGUUCACUCUGAAGGUGCAGGAUGAAAAGAUGGCACAGCUGCUUGUACCGCCAGGACCAGACAGCUUCCGGCCGUUUUGUCGCGAGUCCCUCAAAGCCAUCGAGAAGCGGAUUGCCGAAGAGAGAGCCAAAAAGUCCAAGACCAAGCCCAGCGACGAUGAGGACAACAGGCGCAAACCCAGCAGUGACCUGGAAGCGGGCAAAUCACUGCCCCUCAUAUACGGGGACAUUCCAAAGGGCUUGGUGUCCACUCCGCUGGAGGACCUGGACGCCUUCUACAGCAACCAAAGAACCUUUAUAGUAUUGAACCGACGGAAGACCACCUUCCGCUUCAACGCUAGUCCUGCUUUGUAUGUUUUAAGCCCUUUCAACCCUAUUAGAAGAAUAUCAAUUAAGAUUUUGGUACACUCAUUGUUCAGCAUGGUAAUCAUGUUCACCAUACUUACCAACUGUGCGUUUAUGACCAUGAAUCGUCCUCCGGAAUGGGCAAAGAAUGUAGAGUACACAUUCACUGGAAUUUACACAUUUGAAUCACUCGUAAAAAUUUUGGCAAGGGGCUUCUGUAUAGGGAAGUUCACCUUUUUACGAGACCCAUGGAACUGGUUGGAUUUCUGUGUUAUUGUAAUGGCAUAUGCCACAGAGGUUGUCGAACUGGGCAAUGUCUCAGCACUGAGAACGUUCAGGGUUCUCCGAGCUCUGAAAACUAUAUCGGUCAUCCCAGGCCUGAAGACCAUUGUAGGAGCUCUGAUCCAGUCAGUGAAAAAACUGUCAGACGUGAUGAUCCUCACUGUAUUCUGCCUAAGUGUCUUUGCCCUGAUAGGGCUGCAGCUGUUUAUGGGCAAUCUACGAAACAAAUGUUUAAAGACACUUGAUAACUCAACCAAACCCAUGAAUGAUACAUGGGAGAGAAACAAUUCCAACUCAGAUGAAACUAGCCUAAUCAACUGGACCAAUUACAUUAAUGAUAUCAAGAAUUAUUACUUCCUCCCAGGUAAAAAGGAUGCUUUGCUUUGCGGAAAUGGGAGUGGUGCUGGGCAGUGCCCAGAGGGAUUCAUUUGCUUCAAAGCGGGCCGGAACCCAGACUACGGCUACACCAGCUUUGACACAUUCGGCUGGGCCUUUCUGUCUCUGUUCAGACUGAUGACUCAGGACUACUGGGAGAACCUCUACCAGCAGACCCUGAGGGCUGCUGGAAAGCCAUACAUGAUCUUCUUUGUGUUGGUCAUUUUCCUGGGCUCCUUCUACCUGGUCAACCUGAUCCUGGCUGUGGUGGCCAUGGCCUAUGAUGAGCAGAACCAGGCCACCAUUGAGGAGGCUCAGCGAAAGGAGGUGGAGUUCCAGGCCAUGGUUGAGCAGCUUAAGAAACAGCAGGAAGAAGCGCAGGCUGCAGCUGUUAUAGCGGCUGAGAGUGGGGAAUUCAGUGAGAGAGGGGGGCUUACUGAAACCUCCUCGGAAGCUUCGAAACUCAGCUCCAAGAGUGCCAAAGAGAGGCGGAACAGGCGAGAGCGAGAGUCUUUCCUGAGUACCCGCCGCCCCGUGUUCUCGUCCAGACGGAUCAGCCGGGCUAGCCUCUUCAGCUUCCGGAGCCAUGCGCGGGAUUUGGGCUCUGAAAAUGAUUUUGCAGACGAUGAGAACAGCACUUUUGAAGAAAACAACAGUCGCAGGGACUCCCUGUUUGUGCCGAGGCGGACUGACCGGCGCUCCAGCAAUGUGAGCCAGAAUAGCAUAAUAUCGUCACACAUCCUGCUGGCGGCCAAUGGGAAAAUGAACAGCUCUGUUGACUGCAAUGGAGUGGUGUCCCUAGUGGGCGGGGCUUCACUCCCCACAGCACCCGAGGGACUCCUUCAACCAGAGGUGCUAGUAGAGAAAGCAUCUGCUGAUGACAAUGGCAGCACUACAGAACCAGAGUACAGGAAGGGCAGAUGUGCAUCAUACCCGACCUCAAUGGACUUCCUGGAGGACCCUUUGGCCCGGCAGAGGGCCUUCAGUGUAGCUAGUGUUAUAACAAACACUAUGGAAGAGCUGGAAGAGUCGAGACAGAAGUGUCCUCCAUGUUGGUACAAGUUCGCCAACACCUUCCUCAUCUGGGAUUGUUGUCCGUCAUGGCUGAGGAUCAGGAAAACAGUCAAGUUGAUCGUGAUGGACCCAUUUGUAGACUUGGCCAUCACCAUAUGUAUUGUUAUGAACACAGUGUUCAUGGCAAUGGAGCAUCAACCAAUGUCACCAGACUUCAACAACAUGCUUACUGUAGGAAACCUGGUGUUUACGGGUAUCUUCACAGCCGAGAUGUGUCUGAAGAUCAUAGCUUUGGACCCAUACUAUUAUUUUCAGGAAGGCUGGAAUAUAUUUGAUGGGAUCAUAGUCAGUUUGAGCUUGAUUGAGCUCGGCUUGGACAAUGUGUCUGGAAUGUCUGUCCUCAGGUCAUUCCGAUUGCUGAGGGUUUUCAAACUGGCCAAGUCUUGGCCCACACUAAACAUGCUAAUCAAGAUCAUCGGUAACUCGGUGGGGGCCCUGGGGAACCUCACCCUGGUCCUGGCCAUCAUCGUCUUCAUCUUCGCCGUGGUGGGAAUGCAGCUGUUUGGGAAGAACUACAGAGAGUGUGUGUGUAAAAUAUCCCAGGACUGUAAGCUUCCUCGUUGGCACAUGAACGACUUCUUCCACUCUUUUCUCAUCGUUUUCCGGGUGCUGUGUGGGGAAUGGAUCGAGACCAUGUGGGACUGCAUGGAGGUCGCCGACCAAUCCAUGUGUCUGUUAGUCUUCAUGUUGGUCAUGGUCAUCGGAAACCUGGUGGUCCUGAAUCUGUUCCUGGCCCUGCUGCUGAGCUCCUUCACUGCUGAUAACCUGGCGGGCACAGAGGAGGACAGGGAGAUGAACAACCUGACCCUGGCCAUUGGCCGCAUACACCAGGGCAUCACUAUCGUCAAGUCCUCUGUGCGCCGCUCAUGCCACUGCAUCUCUCUGGGGAGCAGGAACAGGGACAGCCUGAACGAGGACAAGCCUCUGGAUGAUCUAAAAAAAAACAUGGUGGCCAACUGCAACUCCAACCACACCACUGUGGAGAUUAUUAAAGCUGAACAUGUGAAAGAUGGCAAUGGCACCACCAGCGGGGUGGGCAGUAACGCCGCAGGGAAGUACAUGGUCAGCGACAACGCUGACAACCUGUCAUUCAUUCACAACCCAAGCCUGACUGUCAUGGUGCCCAUCGCUGUGGGGGAGUCGGACUUUGAGAACGUCAUCACUGAGGACUUCAGCAGCGAUUCCUCGGACGUUGAGGGAAGCAAAGAGCAGAUAGCUGAGGAUCACCCGCUGAGCUCCUCUGAGGGCAGUACCGUGGACAUCAGACCCUUAGGAGAGGGAGAUGCCUUGGUGGACAUGGAACCUGAGGAGUCCAUGGAACCCGAAGGGUGUUUCACUGAUGGAUGUGUCAGUAGAUUCCAGUGCUGCGAAGUGAACGUGGAGGAUGGCAAGUGGAAGAUGUGGUGGACACUGAGAAAGACAUGCUUCAGGAUAGUGGAGCACAACUGGUUCGAGAGCUUUAUCAUCUUCAUGAUCUUGCUCAGCAGUGGAGCACUGGCAUUUGAGGACAUCUACAUCGAACAGAGGAAGACUAUUAAGACAGUGUUGGAAUUUGCAGACAAAGUCUUUACCUACAUCUUCAUCUUGGAGAUGUUGCUGAAGUGGGUGGCCUAUGGAUUUGCCAAGUACUUCACCAAUGCAUGGUGCUGGUUAGACUUCCUCAUUGUUGAUGUCUCUCUUGUCAGCCUUGUGGCCAACGCCAUGGGCUACUCUGAUCUGGGUGCUAUCAAGACACUGAGAACCUUCCGAGCGCUAAGGCCUCUGAGAGCGCUCUCCCGCUUCGAGGGCAUGAGGGUGGUGGUCAAUGCUCUUCUUGGUGCCAUCCCAUCCAUCUUCAAUGUACUCCUGGUGUGUCUCAUCUUCUGGCUAAUUUUUAGCAUCAUGGGCGUCAACUUGUUUGCGGGGAAAUACCACCAUUGUGUCAACAAGACCACAAAUGAACGCUUCGAAGUCACAAAGGUGGCUAACAAGGCACAAUGUCAGAAUUCCACAGAUGGCCAAUGGAAGAACGUCAAGAUCAACUUUGAUAAUGUGGGAGCAGGCUAUCUGGCACUGUUGCAAGUGGCUACAUUCAAAGGUUGGAUGGACAUCAUGUAUUCAGCUGUGGACUCUCGCAAUUUGGAUGAUCAACCUGACUAUGAAGUCAAUCUGUACAUGUAUAUAUACUUUGUGGUAUUCAUCAUAUUUGGAUCCUUCUUCACGCUCAACCUCUUCAUUGGUGUCAUUAUAGACAACUUCAAUCAGCAAAAGAAAAAGUUUGGAGGUCAAGACAUCUUUAUGACAGAAGAACAGAAAAAAUACUACAAUGCUAUGAAGAAGCUUGGCUCAAAGAAACCCCAAAAGCCUAUACCCAGGCCAUCGAACAAGUUGCAAGGAUUUGUCUUCGAUUGUAUUACAAAGCAAGCCUUCGACAUUGUCAUCAUGAUUCUUAUAUGCCUUAAUAUGGUCACCAUGAUGGUGGAGACGGAUGAUCAGGACGACAAUAUAAAGGCGAUUCUCUACAAAAUCAACCUGGUGUUUGUUAUCUUGUUCACCGGGGAGUGCAUUCUGAAGAUGGUUUCACUACGCCAAUACUACUUCACAAUUGGUUGGAAUGUAUUUGACUUUAUCGUGGUUAUCUUAUCGAUAAUAGGUAUGUUUCUCUCUGAAAUAAUAGAGAAGUACUUUGUUUCACCGACCUUAUUCCGAGUAAUUCGAUUGGCCCGAAUAGGCCGCAUCCUUCGCCUGAUCAAGAGCGCCAAGGGAAUUCGCACACUCUUGUUUGCGCUUAUGAUGUCACUUCCUGCCCUGUUCAACAUUGGUCUUCUGCUCUUCCUAGUGAUGUUUAUCUUUGCAAUCUUUGCCAUGUCAAGGUUUGCCUAUGUCAAAAAAGAGUCUGGGAUUGAUGACAUGUUCAACUUUGAGACCUUUGGCAACAGCAUGAUCUGCCUGUUCCAGAUCACCACGUCGGGGGGCUGGGACCUCCUUCUGGCACCCCUCCUCAACAACAACAAUAACUCUGAUUGCGACGUCAGCAAGGAGCACCCAGGCAGCAAGUACACUGGAGACUGUGGAAGCCCCACUUUUGCUAUCAUCUUCUUUGUGAGCUACAUUAUCAUCUGUUUCCUCAUCGUGGUCAACAUGUACAUCGCCGUCAUCCUGGAGAACUUCAGUGUGGCCACUGAGGAGAGCGCUGAGCCCCUGAGUGAGGAUGACUUUGAGAUGUUCUACGAGGUCUGGGAAAAGUUCGAUCCGCGGGCCUCACAGUUCAUGGAGUACGAGAAGCUGUCAGAUUUUGCAGAUGCCCUGGAACCCCCACUACGCAUUUCUAAGCCGAAUUACCUCCAGCUGAUCUCCAUGGAUUUACCCAUGGUGAGUGGAGAGCGCAUCCACUGCUUAGACAUCCUGUUCGCCUUCACCAAGCGUGUCUUGGGUGAGGGCGAAGGCCUUGAUAUCCUCAGGGGUCAAAUGGAGGAGCGCUUUAUGGCAUCCAACCCCUCUAAGGUAUCCUAUGAACCCAUCACCACCACAUUGCGUCGCAAACAAGAGGACAUUUCUGCCCUGGUCAUACAGAGAGCUUUUAGAAAGUAUAUGUUCAGGCGUUUUAUUAAACAGAAAUCUAUUAGGUACAAGAAGAUGCAGAGGGGAGGGAUGGUUCUAGAUAAAGAUGUUCUGGUAAUAAACAAAUUGAACAAGAUCUCUACUUCAGACAGAACUGAUAUCACCCCUUCCACAGCAUCUCCCCCAUCAUAUGACAGUGUAACAAAGCUACAGAGAAACAAAUAUGAAACGGAUGAGAGAGAGACAGAGAUAAAGGAGAAAAGGAAGUAAAUGGAUUUUGGAAAAAUGGAACAUGGACAUUUCAUUCCUGGACAAUUUCUUUUAAAUUCUUUGGAACUGACCAAUGUGUCAAGUGGGCCUCUUCUUUGGUGUGGAUACCUAUGCCAAAUUGACCAUGCUUACCUGAGUCUAAAUGUCUUGUUGGUGCGUUAAAUGAGGUAGUGACUCACAUUCUUAGGCUGUAAAGUGGUAUGGCUCAGGACUGUGUGAGGACAAAGAAUAGUUAUAACUGCCAUAUUAUUUAAUAACUUAUUUUUAUUACAGAGUCUUCUUUUUAAUCAUAUUCUUUUUUAAAUUCAUAGGUUGAUCAUGUACUAUUUUUGUAAACAUUUUUUUCUGCAAAAAGAGGGGUUUCAUGUAUUGCUUAGAAGGUUGUUGUUGUUGUUCACUUGACAUGUUAGUACGACUUGACAACUCAUGAUGAUCAUUAUUGCUGCAGUGCAGUUUUUUUGAAGUGUAGGAUGGAAUGCUCACUCAUGGUUAUGCAUGUCGCUUCACACGCCGCCAUCAAAAAUAUUUCUCGUUCUACUUGAUGUCAAAAGAGGUUGUACUUUGAUUAAAGAAAAUUGUUAACACUCAAUGUUUCUUCUUACCAAUACUAGUCAAUAAGAGAACAAUAUUCAUCAGCACAUGUCCAAAUACAACUACAGACAACAUUGUUUACUAUCCAUUUAAGAACAAUAAGAUCGACCAAUGUGAAACACGCUCUAGUAAUGCAUUGUGAUUUCCUGUUUUUACUCAUCAGAAGCAACAAUACAAUACUGAAUACAUUAAGCUUUACAGCCAAAUCACAAAGCUAAUACACACAGUAUUCACAGUCCAGGUCUUCUGUCCAGCUUGUACCUGCGGUUAGGUCCGGAAAUAUUUGGACACUGACACAAUUUUCAUAAUUUGGGCUCUGUACGCCACCACAGUGGAUUUGAA
Messenger RNA from Esox lucius (northern pike), 7098 nucleotides. It is a transcript of the gene scn1laa, whose product is annotated as sodium channel, voltage-gated, type I-like, alpha. Gene Ontology annotation, molecular function: voltage-gated sodium channel activity; protein binding. Bases 310 to 6165 code for a protein of 1951 amino acids. Gene Ontology annotation, cellular component: voltage-gated sodium channel complex; axon; plasma membrane. The transcript is spliced from 27 exons. The record is from RefSeq and is a predicted model, not a curated record. Gene Ontology annotation, biological process: neuronal action potential; sodium ion transmembrane transport; membrane depolarization during action potential. Lineage: Eukaryota; Metazoa; Chordata; Actinopteri; Esociformes; Esocidae.